Messenger RNA from Suncus etruscus (white-toothed pygmy shrew), 1960 nucleotides. RefSeq names its product aldehyde dehydrogenase 3 family member A2 (gene ALDH3A2). Gene Ontology annotation, biological process: aldehyde metabolic process. The record is from RefSeq and is a predicted model, not a curated record. NCBI's taxonomy places the organism in Eukaryota, Metazoa, Chordata, Mammalia, Eulipotyphla, Soricidae. Gene Ontology annotation, molecular function: aldehyde dehydrogenase (NAD+) activity. Bases 3 to 1547 code for a protein of 514 amino acids. The transcript has 11 exons. Gene Ontology annotation, cellular component: cytoplasm.
GAAUGUCUUUCUCUGUUUUGCAGGACGACGCCAUGAAGCGCCAAGUCCAGCGGCUUCGCGAAGCGUUCCGGUCCGGCCGGUCGCGCCCCCUGAAGUUCCGGCUGCAGCAGCUCCAGGCCCUGCGGAGGAUGGUGGAGGAGCGCGAGAAGGAAUUCCUCGCGGCUCUCGGGGCUGAUCUGUGCAAGAGUGAACUCAAUGCGUUCAGUCAUGAAGUUAUUACCAUCCUUGGAGAAAUUGAUUUUGUGCUGAAGAAUCUUUCUGAAUGGGUUGCUCCUCAACCAGCUAAGAAGACCCUGCUCACCUUGAUGGAUGAGGCCUACGUUCAACCUGAGCCCCUGGGAGUUGUUUUGAUUAUCGGAGCUUGGAACUACCCUCUUGUUCUCACCAUUCAGCCCCUGAUAGGAGCCAUUGCUUCAGGAAAUGCAGUGAUUAUUAAGCCUUCUGAACUAAGUGAAAAUACAGCCAAGGUGUUGGCUAAACUGCUCCCUCAAUAUUUAGACCAGGAUAUGUAUGUUGUUAUUAACGGUGGUGUCCAGGAGACCACAGAACUUCUGAAAGAGCGGUUUGACCACAUUUUCUAUACGGGAAGCACUGCAGUUGGAAAAAUUGUUAUGGAAGCUGCUGCCAAGUAUCUGACCCCUGUGACUCUUGAACUGGGAGGGAAGAGUCCAUGCUAUAUUGAUAAAGACUGUGACCUAGAUGUUACCUGCAGACGAAUAGCUUGGGGGAAGUACAUGAAUUGUGGUCAAACUUGCAUUGCUCCCGACUACAUUCUCUGUGAACCAUCCCUCCAGACUCCAAUUGUGCAGAAGAUUAAGGAAACUGUAAAGGAAUUUUAUGGAGAAAAUGUAAAGGAAUCUCCUGAUUACGAAAGAAUCAUCAAUCUUCGUCAUUUUAAGAGGCUACAAAGUUUGCUUGAAGGACAAAAGAUAGCUUUCGGAGGGGAGACAGAUGAGGCCACACGUUACAUAGCCCCAACAAUACUUACUGAUGUUAAUCCUGAAACCAAGGUGAUGCAAGAAGAAAUUUUUGGACCAAUUCUUCCAAUAGUGACUAUAGAGAAUGCAGAUGAAGCCAUAAAAUUUAUUAAUGACCGUGAAAAGCCCCUGGCUUUCUAUGUAUUUUCACAUAACAAUAAGCUCAUCAAGAGAAUGAUUGAUGAAACGUCCAGUGGUGGAGUCACAGCCAACGAUGUCAUUAUGCAUUUCACACUCAAUUCUUUACCCUUCGGUGGAGUGGGGUCAAGUGGAAUGGGAGCUUAUCAUGGAAAACAUAGUUUUGAUACUUUCUCUCAUCUACGUCCUUGUUUAUUAAAGAGUUUAAGGGGAGAAAGUGCAAACAAACUCAGAUACCCUCCCAACAGCCAGUCAAAGGUGGAUUGGGCAAAAUUUUUCAUCCUGAAACAGUUCAACAAAGGCAAACUUGGUCUCCUGUUCAUCACCUUCCUGGGCAUUGUGAUGGCUGUGUUUGUCAAGAAAUACCAAGCUGUGCUGAAGAGAAAGGCCCUGUUGAUUUUUCUGGCAGUUCACAGAUGUGUUUUCCAGUAAACAGAUGAACAGCAGAUGUCAGAACGCAGUUCUGUCUGCUAAGAGUGAGGCUGGAUACUACUGAAGAACGAUGCUCUUCAACUUCCUACUUUUCUCUACUAGAUUAUUCUUUUAUUUAAUGAAACUUUGCUUUUAAAAUUCUAUCAAGAAUUGUUAGAACCCCGGGGAGGGAGGGGAGAAUUGUUAGAAAAUAUGCAAAUUGCACAAUCAUUAAGUCCAACAGUCAUUGCCAAUCUCUAUUACCAAAUCUUGUCCUUCAGUAAAGUUACAAACAUAGUAAGGAUACUUGAGAAAUCCUUCCUAGACUGUGUUCCCCGGUUUUUAAAUUUUUGGGUUAGGAGAGGACAGACACUCUGUUAAGCUCAACCCAAAAUUCUUGGUGGUGUUCUUGGGGUGUAUAAAGGAAUCUUAAA